CCACUUUCCUUCCACCCGGCCUCCUGCCGAAGAUGAUGUGCGAGGUGAUGCCGACCAUCAGCGAGGACACGCUGAGCCCGCGGGGCUCGCAGUACGGCGCCGAGACCGAGGCCAAUUUCGAGCAGCUGAUGGUGAACAUGCUAGACGAGCGCGACAAGCUGCUGGAGAGCCUGCGGGAGAGCCAGGAGUCGCUGGCCCUGUGUCAGGCCAAGAUGCAGGAGGCUUUCCACGAGAGGGACUCGCUGCAGAGGCAGCUCAACACCGCCUUACCUCAGGAGUUUGCAGCACUUACAAAAGAAUUAAACGUAUGCAGAGAGCAUCUAUUGGAACGAGAAGAAGAAAUUUCCGAACUGAAAGCAGAAAGAAAUAACACUCGGCUGCUUUUAGAACACCUCGAAUGUCUCGUUUCCAGACAUGAACGGUCACUCAGGAUGACGGUAGUAAAGAGGCAAGCUCAAUCACCAGCAGGCGUAUCUAGUGAAGUAGAAGUUCUCAAAGCACUCAAAUCAUUAUUUGAACACCACAAAGCUUUAGAUGAAAAGGUACGAGAGCGGUUACGAGUAGCACUAGAAAGAGUUAGUGCUUUAGAAGAAGAAAUAGUACUUAGAGAGAAAGAGAUUUCCCUAUUUAAAGAACAAAAUACACCUACUCAGAAGAAAGGAGCAACAGAUCCACUAGAAGAUGGAAAUCGUGAAGGCAAUAAUCUACCAAGCACAAAUGGAAUGAGAUUUUCUAAUUGUUCCAUAAACCAUGAUGAAGAUUCGAUUAAAGUAAUAGAGCUUCAGGAGACGAUAGAUAAACAAAACAAGGAGCAAGGGCAGUUAAAGGAUCGACUGGCUGCUCUCUCUAGUAGGGUGUCAGAGCUUGAAGAGGAUCUGGAUACCGCCCGUAAAGACUUAAUUAAGUCUGAAGAAAUGAACACUAAACUUCAGCGGGACCUGCGUGAGGCCAUGGCCCAGAAAGAUGAUAUGGAGGAAAGAAUAACAACUCUUGAAAAACGCUACCUCAAUGCACAACGUGAAUCCACAUCUGUACACGAUCUCAAUGAUAAACUUGAAAAUGAACUUGCCAAUAAAGAUGCUUUGUACAUACAGAGUGAAGAGAAGAACCGUCAGUUGCAAGAGCGGUUGGAAUUAGCUGAACAAAAGCUGCAGCAAACUCUCAGAAAGGCAGAAACACUACCAGAAGUAGAAGCAGAGCUGGCACAGAGGGUGGCAGCUCUUACAAAGGCUGAAGAAAGGCAUGGAAACAUUGAAGAAAGGUUACGGCAGUUGGAGGCACAGCUUGAAGAAAAGAAUCAAGAAUUGCAACGAGCUCGACAGAGGGAAAAGAUGAAUGAAGAACACAAUAAGCGCUUAUCAGACACAGUAGAUAAACUCCUGUCAGAGUCCAAUGAAAGACUUCAGCUUCAUCUAAAGGAAAGGAUGGCUGCAUUAGAGGAAAAGAAUUCCCUUAUUCGAGAACUUGAGAACACAAAGCAGCUAAUUGAAGAAACACACCAUGAGAAAGAUAAAUUGUUGGUUGAGAUUGAAAACUCACGAGCUGAGACUGAUCAGUGGAGAGUGAAAGCUGCUGCUUUUGGAGACGCUCUGCAUCAUAGCAGGUCACAUUUAGGUAGUACCUCUGAUUUUAGGUACCCAUUAAUAUCUGCGUCAGAAGUGGACAAACACCCAGACCCAUACAGUGGUGCUUCAGUAUUACGUAGACCUCAGAAGGGACGCUUAGCAGCUUUACGUGAUGAGCCUUCGAAGGUCCAGACGCUGAAUGAGCAAGAAUGGGAGCGUGCACAGCAAGCCAGUGUCUUGGCUAAUGUGGCACAAGCCUUUGAGAGCGAUGCUGAAGUAUCAGAUGCAGAAGAUGAUAGGGAGACAAUAUUCAGCUCUGUUGAUCUGCUGUCACCAAGUGGUCAGGCCGAUGCCCAAACUUUGGCUAUGAUGCUUCAAGAACAGUUGGAUGCUAUCAAUAAUGAAAUAAGGCUGAUCCAAGAGGAAAAGGAGUCAACACAGCAGAGGGCAGAAGAAAUCGAGAGCCGAGUAGGGAGUGGUAGCCUUGAUGGCUUAAAUCUUUGCCGAUACAGAGGGGGUACGCUCCCUGCCUCAUUUACUGGUUCGUCCCUUGCUGGUUCCUCUCCACCUGGUAGUGGGCAUUCCACGCCAAGGCGAACCCCUCGAAAUCCUGCUCAUGAGAUUGACAGGCUUGGCGUCAUGACCUUGCCUAGUGAUUUAAGGAAGCACCGUAGGAAGAUAUCAAAAGAGGACACAUGGGAAGACAAAACAACAAUCAAGUGUGAAACAUCACCGCCUUCCACACCAAGGUCCAUUCGAUUGGAUAGAAUUAAUCAAGGUGCCUGUCACAUGAUCAGCCAAGAGGACAUUCGGGACAUAAGAAGUUCAACUGGGUCACAGGAUGGCCAAGUCAGCAAUCCCAGUAGCAGCAACAGCAGCCAAGAUUCGCUUCACAAAGCCCCCAAAAAGAAAAGUAUAAAGUCUUCUAUUGGGCGCCUGUUUGGUAAGAAAGAAAAAGGUCGGCUUGGACAGCCCAGCAAAGAUCCCACAGGGCAAGCUGGCAUACCAGAUAUGGAAACCUGUCCUCAGGAUACCUUGGGACUCAGUAAACUUGGCCAAGCAGAAAAAGAUAGAAAGUUGAAAAAGAAUAGUAAAUCAGGGACAGAGUUGUUGGAAGAAGCACGAAGACAAGGUCUACCCUUUGCACUGUGGGAUGGGCCCACUGUCGUCGUUUGGUUGGAGCUUUGGGUUGGAAUGCCAGCAUGGUAUGUCGCAGCCUGUAGAGCCAACGUAAAAAGUGGUGCUAUUAUGUCAGCCUUAUCAGAUACCGAAAUACAGCGAGAGAUUGGCAUCAGUAAUCCUCUCCAUAGAUUAAAAUUGCGUCUGGCUAUCCAGGAGAUGGUAUCAUUAACCAGUCCUUCAGCACCUCCAACAUCUCGAACGACUUUAGCUUAUGGUGACAUGAAUCAUGAAUGGAUCGGCAAUGAGUGGCUUCCUAGCUUGGGUUUGCCUCAGUAUCGCAGCUACUUUAUGGAAUGUCUGGUUGAUGCUCGAAUGCUGGACCAUUUGACAAAAAAGGAUCUUCGGGGGCAGCUUAAAAUGGUCGAUAGCUUUCACAGAAAAAGCCUACAUUGUGGAAUAAUGGCUUUAAAAAGGCUAAAUUAUGAUCGGAAGGAACUGGAAAGGAGGCGUGAAGAAGGCCAACAUGAAAUUACAGACGUUAUGGUGUGGACUAAUGAGCGCGUGAUACGCUGGGUCCAGUCAAUUGGACUUAAGGAAUAUGCAAAUAAUCUUUUAGAAAUUGGAGUUCAUGGUGGACUAAUUGCCCUAGACGAACUUUUUGAUUACAAUGCACUAGCUCUUUUGUUACAGAUACCAACGCAGAAUACACAGGCUCGCCAGUCAUUGGAAAGAGAAUUUAACAACCUCUUGGCCCUAGGAACGGACCGGAGACUAGAUGAUGAGGAUGAAAAGGGUUUCAGACGAGCACCUUCUUGGAGAAAGAAGUUCCGACCAAAAGAUGUAAGGGGUAUGACACCUGGAUCAGCAGAGACGUUGCCUGCUAAUUUUAGAGUUACCUCAACAACGUCUUCACCAUCCAUGCAGCCAAAGAAGAUGCAAGCAGAUGGCAAUAUUUCUGGAGAGCAAAGAAUGGAUUCUACUACUGUACGAACCUAUUCAUGUUAAUGUUGGUUCACUCACACUAUUUCAACAGAUGACUGCACAGCAUUCAAAGCCUUCAUGCAGUAACUGUACAUCACGUGAAUUGCUGAGAAAGCCGGGAGAUCUGUGAUGUAGCAAUAUUUCUAACUUGGACUUAAUAUUUUACUACAGAGAUUUUAAUUAGUUGAACCAUGACUCAUGAGUACCCUAGAGAUUAAAUUUUAGAAUAAAUGUUUCUUAUAUUUAUGUAAACUUGUUUCGAUAUUGAUUUAUUGUAGAUCUGGCAUCUAGCUUUAAUUGUGUACUCUUGCUUAGAACACAUAAUUAUGUACAAUUCUUUCUUAAAUCAAUUUUCUUUACUCUUAAUCAUGUUAUUUUUUCAAGGAAAUGUAUCAUAUGUCUGUAUGUAUUCAUCCCUAUGAAAAUUGUGGGGGUUUUGUAAAUCGUUGUGUAAUUACUACAGAUAUUCAGAUUUUUUUUAUAAAGUUGAGGACAAAAAAAGUGGGUAUAAUGGCAUGUUCAUGCUGUUUUCCCAAAAGAAACUGCAUGCUGACAGCACUAAGUGUGUUAAUGUUGUAGUUAGUCUGAAGUCUGUAAUUAUAUCCUUUUUAAACCAUCUAUGCUCAUUUUUAAAACUGUAAAUGCUUGUCCUUUUUUUCAAAUGGUUAAUAAUGAAUAGAUGGAUAUAAGAAGAGAUAAAGCCAUAUAUAUAGGACUGCUGAGGAAGAGGUGGAAAGAUUGCAAGGAGAAGACCACCUCAAUAAUUCAAAUGUUAUUUCCUCCCUUACUUUACUCAAGAAAAGGCUGGUUUAACUUUUCAAUGGACCAAUAUCAAUGACUGUGGUGUCGAUUAGGACUAUUCAACUUGAAAAGUAUAAGAAGUGGGGUACCUUUAAAAAUAAAAUGAAAGCCUUAUUUAUUUUUCAUGAAAUAUGGUUUGCUGUUUUUUGCAACCCUUUCCUAAUCUAUAGAUAGUGUGCAUACUACUUUUUAAAAGGUGACCGAUAAAUAGGAGAUUGGGAAAAUGUUGUCUUGGCUUCAUCAAUAAGAGUGUUCAGUAUUUUUGAGUAACCCAUCAACAUGUCAGCUGCAGUUUUGUUGGUAUCAUGGUGAGUUAUGUAUUGUGUACCAACACGUUGUAAAUCUGUCCGAGAGCUGUUCCGAGUGGUCAAUUUUUAAUGUACGUUGGCCUGAAUCAUGUACUGUUAUUUGUCCAAUAUUUUGCUGUUCUGAGUUUUUCUCUGCCUUCUUGUAACAAAUUAUGUACAGUCUAUACAGUACUUUGAACUAUUUUUAUCACAGUAUUUAUUGCUUUCUUUCAAUAAAAUACUUAAACUUUUAUUUUCCACUGCCAAUAAACAAAGAAGAAAACUGAA
Carcharodon carcharias (great white shark) is the source of this 5044-nucleotide messenger RNA. RefSeq names its product liprin-alpha-1-like. The coding region runs from base 33 to 3692 and encodes 1219 amino acids. The transcript has 29 exons. NCBI's taxonomy places the organism in Eukaryota, Metazoa, Chordata, Chondrichthyes, Lamniformes, Lamnidae. Gene Ontology annotation, biological process: synapse organization. Gene Ontology annotation, molecular function: protein binding. The record is from RefSeq and is a predicted model, not a curated record. Gene Ontology annotation, cellular component: presynaptic active zone.